AUGGGUCCACAAGCCAAACUGUAUUGCAGUAUUGAUGGAGCUCACAAGUAUCAAGCGGAGCAAGCAGAGAUCAGACGACGAACGAGAGAAUACCAAAGCCAUAGACUGGCGGAGAUGGGCAGGAGGGUAAACAUUGUGGAGGCGGCAGAUGUUGUGGAGGUGGUAGAUGUUGUUGAGCGGCCAAAGAAGACAUGGUGGCAUAGGGUGUUGAAGAAGUUGGGUCUGAAGCAAAAGGAACAUUGUGCGAGAGGAAUGCCACGCGGGAGGGAUAUGACACAGGAGGGAUAUGUUGCGGGAGGGAUAGCAUGCAGGAGGAAUAGCAAGUUUAGAGUCAGUAAGAUACAUGUACCAAUACUACAACAGAAAAGACAGGUGUUCAAGUCAAGAAAUGCAACAAAAACCACAAUGCACUCAAUGAGCCGCCUUCAUCAGACAGCUGGCAAAGCGAAAGCAAACAUCUUGUGCUUUGAUGGUGGUGGUACUGGUACAGGCUCGUGUUUUGGGAUACCUGGAGAGGAGUCAGACGACGAAGCUGAGACUAUACAAGUGGUACAGUCCUCCAUACCUGGGGGUGUUGGAGGGGAUGCCGUUGAUGCUGGUACAGGCUCGUGUUUUGGGAUACCUGGAGACGAGUUAGACAAUGAAGCUGAAACUAUGCUUGUGUUUUGGGAUACCUGGCGAGACGAAGCUGAGACUAUGACCAAUGCUGAAACUAAGUGA
Messenger RNA from Suillus fuscotomentosus, 720 nucleotides. RefSeq lists its product as uncharacterized. NCBI's taxonomy places the organism in Eukaryota, Fungi, Basidiomycota, Agaricomycetes, Boletales, Suillaceae. Bases 1 to 720 code for a protein of 239 amino acids. The transcript has 5 exons. The record is from RefSeq and is a predicted model, not a curated record.